AUGUCUGUGCUCCGCACGUCGCUCACUGGGCAGCAGCGCGAGGUGGAGGAGCGGCUUCGGACGGUCUGUCUGCUCCUCUGCGGCCUGGCGGUUGUCGCAGCCGGCCUCUACUACCUCAAGGCGAUCCUCAUCCCGCUCGUGCUCGCUGUCUCGCUCAUGUACAUCCUUCAGCCGCUCAUCGACUUUCUCACGCGCCGCCCGCUCCUCUGCUGCGGCCGGCGCUGCUGCGUCCAGCGUCCGAACCUCGACGGCGUGCCUGCGUGUCUGCGCCCCGUCGCCGAGAGCUGCCUGCUGGUGCGGCUGCCGUACUGGCUUGCCGUCUGCGUCGCGCUGGUGGUCGCCUGCGCCGUGAUCGCCUUCUUCGGCUUUGUGGUCGCCGACUCUGUGCGCACCUUCUCCUCCAAGGCGACCGAGUACACCGCGCGGGUGCAGCUGCUCGCACGGACGCUGGUCAGCUGGCUGGACGACAUGCAGAUCAGCUGGCAGCACUACAUGACGUCGCCGAGAGGCUCGCUCGCGCACGCCAACGCCACGGCGGCGGCGCCGCUCAUCGACCCUGCCCGCAUUGAGGAGCUCGCCAAGAAGGUGCCGGUCGGGGACAUGAUCCUGUCGCGGCGCAACAGCGCGUUCGGGGUGAGCACCUCUGCCCACGGCGACGCGGCGAUCCGCUCCUACCUGAAGAGCAAGAUCGGCGUCUCGAUACUGGUCGGCCUCGCCACCGCCGUCUCGCUCGCCGCACUGGGCGUGGACCUCUGGCUCGUCUUUGGCUUGCUCGGCUUCUGGCUCAACUUCGUGCCCACGGUUGGCACGCUGGUCGCGGUGCUGCUCCCCAUGCCGGUCGUGCUGCUCGACGAGCGAUUCGGGCCGGUGCAAGUCGUCCUCGCCCUGGCGCUCCCUCUGGCGGCGCACGGCUUCGCUGGCAACGUGCUCGAGCCGAUGCUCUUUGGCUCGACGCUGCGGCUGCACCCCGUGGUCGUCCUCCUCUCGCUGAUGACGUGGGCGGCGCUCUGGGGCGUCACCGGGAUGGUGCUCGCCGUGCCGAUCACCGCGGCUGCGCAUCCCAGCGCCGCUGGAGCCGAGGACCAGCGCACGCCCCUCGCCAGUGCGCCGCCGUACCAGUCUCUCGAUCUGUGGGCUAGCGAGAAUGUCUGAUGAGUGGCGGGGCUGGCCAUCUGCGAGCGCACACCUCUGUGAGAACUGAAUCGCGCGCGCCACACAAGACGCGAGCUGGAUGCAGUGGGAGCAGGGCCUUGCAGGGUCUACACACUACAGGGCGCGUGGGCCAGCGCUGCAUGUGUAUUGUGCCCCAUUGAGAUACAACCAUGCGCUUCGUGGCC
Molecule: messenger RNA, 1337 nt
Organism: Emiliania huxleyi CCMP1516
Lineage: Eukaryota; Haptophyta; Isochrysidales; Noelaerhabdaceae
Exons: 6
Coding region: 1-1152 (383 amino acids)
Source: RefSeq, a predicted model, not a curated record